GUCAGGUGGAUGAGAACGCUACAAGCCCGAAACAUCAAAGGGAUCCCAGAAGGGAGAAGUCCCAAGGAGAGUAUCCCAGCUCUACCCCAGCGGUACCGAUGAAUCCCACCCACACAUUCGUUCCUCUUAGCCCGGAGCAUCUAUCGGUUAACGAUAGCAACAACUCAAUAUCAAAAACACAGGUCUUUGAGAAAGUCGACGAGAUCCCCAGUGAAUUUGAGUGUUGCUUUUGCACCACAAAGGACUACAAGGACUACAUGGAUGCGGAAAACCUGAUGCCGCUGCCAACGAGUGACGUGAAGAACCCGAUAUGCCUGGAGAUGCGGCUGCUAAGGUCUGAAAUGGAGGCGGUUGGCGGAGGUGGACCAAUGGAAAUGGGUUCGGUGGACAGCUCGGACACAUUUACCUCAUGCAACACGCAACCGUUCAACUCGCAUAUGGAUCUCACGACUGAGGACCCAACCGCCCUUGGCUGCGACUCCUCCAAUCUAUACAUUAACCCUCUAGAGUCGGCCCGAGGUGUCGUAAAAAAGUCUAUCUCUAGGGACUCGGGGCUUCGCAACCUUGGGAACUCACUCAUCGAUGAAGAGAGCCGCUUUCCUUCUUCCAAGAGGAGUAGCCGUGGAAGUCUCAACGAGGAUUCGUUGCCUAAACACAGGAGAACCCGCUUUCAACAGCUGAGAUCGGUGACGGAUCCGUGUCGGGAUUCACAAGAGAGCUUAGAAACAAUCAAACGAAGAAAAUCUUCAUUUAUGCCUGCCAAAUCACUCGCCUCUGCUACGAAACUUAUCAACCAGCACCUUUUCGGCAUGCAAAAUUGCAAACAAGCUAAAUUUAUCGAACGGCGGAGCUCCGUGUCGAACGAGUCCCUAGAUAGACUUUGUUCGACGCCUGAGUCUCACCGGCGCUCCAAGUCAAUCUUGAAAAGGCACUUAGAGGGCCGAGACGGAAACGGUCACCGGAACGACCGGGGCUCUACCUCGGACGACCCUGAAAUGGAGAGGCUCAUUUCAGACAACGUCUCCGGAGCCAGCGGCUCAGACUACUCCCCGGCUCGGUGUCCGCCAUGCACAACUGUCAACGCAAUCUCUGCUGCGACCGUUACAACUGUGAAGCCACACACGCUCCCAAUUAAACUCGUCGGCAUUGCCAGCGCCCCCGGGGUAAACGAUCAGUUGGACACAGUGCUCCUGAAGGACCUCCUGAACUCAGCCCGGGCCGCUCAGCCCCUCUUCAUCUGCCCUCCACCACCGCCCAUGGAUCCCUCACCCAACGAGGAGACCAAGCUUCUUGUCGAUACCUCUCGCUUUAGGUCCUGCAAUGAACGCUCCAUCUCGUCGUAGCAGUUAAAGGAGUGUUCUGCCGCAGCAGAUGUACAUUACACCGUUGUCGUUACUAACCAACAGACCAUAUCGCAUGUCCUCCGUAUGCUCAUGAAUAAUAUAUUCUUCAUGGCUCUGUGUUUAUACUUUUAUUCAAAUAAAUUUUUACAUUCUUUUGAAA
Bemisia tabaci is the source of this 1503-nucleotide messenger RNA. The record is from RefSeq and is a predicted model, not a curated record. NCBI's taxonomy places the organism in Eukaryota, Metazoa, Arthropoda, Insecta, Hemiptera, Aleyrodidae.